GACUCCUUCUUUUCAGGAGCCCACUCGGUUCUGUCGUUCAGGGUGUCGCUUCUUUCUGAGCUCCUGUCUCUUUAAAUGAAGGGCAUUUACCCUUUAACUCUUUCUGCGCAUCUCUUGACUGAAUCCAAGAAGACCAAGAACCAGAGGACUUCCACACCCCUCUGGGUGACAUCUGGUGUUUUCACCUGGUUACCCGGUUACCUCGCCUGGUUAUCCAGCUAUCAACAUUUCUGGCAUCUCCAGUUGGAUACAUCAGUCUCAAGUAAAACUGUGGGAAGGUCCCGAAGAACCACAGAAGAACAACAGAAUUCAGCGCCUGAGCAUUCUUGUGAGCCACUGGAGAACUUAAAAUUCCACUUCAAGUGAAAAGAUAAGUAAAGCCUUCUCUCUGUUCACCCAAAACUAAAGUCAAUCUCAGUACGGGGAAUCUUGGUUGCGGUGGCAUUGGUUCUUCUCCUUAUUUUGACCCACACUGGCAUGCCACCUGAAGUCCCGAUAACAGCCUGAUUUCUCACUAAACACUCCAUCGAACCAUUUCAUUAUGUGUCUCUCCUAUUUUCAGCACUUUCCUUUUGCUUUCACAAAGCUUAAGGGAGAAUCAGCUAUGACAGAGAAAUUCCUUUUCCUUUAUCUUUCCCUCCUUCCCAUGCCCCUACUCUCACAGGCACAGUGGAAUGAAAAUUCCCUUGUCAGUUUUUCCAAAAUAAUUGCUUCGGGAAACCAUCUAAGCAACUGUUGGAUCUGCCACAACUUCAUCACCAGGUCCUCAUCUUACCAAUAUAUUUUGGUAAGAAAUUUUUCUUUAAACCUAACAUUUGGUUCAGGAAUCCCUGAAGGCCAACAUAAAUCUGUUCCGCUCCAGGUUUCGCUUGCUAACUCAGCGCACCAAGUCCCCUGCCUGGAUCUCACUCCACCUUUCAAUCAAAGCUCUAAAACUUCUUUCUAUUUCUACAACUGCUCUUCUCUAAACCAAACCUGUUGUCCAUGCCCUGAAGGACACUGUGACAGGAAGAACACCUCUGAGGAGGGAUUCCCCAGUCCCACCAUCCAUCCCAUGAGCUUUUCCCCAGCAGGCUGCCACCCUAACUUGACUCACUGGUGUCCAGCUAAACAAAUGAACGAUUAUCGAGACAAGUCACCCCAAAACCGCUGUGCAGCUUGGGAAGGAAAAGAGCUAAUCACAUGGAGGGUUCUAUAUUCGCUUCCCAAGGCACACACUGUCCCCACAUGGCCAAAAUCUACUGUUCCCCUGGGAGGGCCUCUAUCCCCUACAUGCAAUCAAACUCUUCCAGCAGGGUGGAAAUCGCAGUUACACAAGUGGUUCGACAGCCACAUCCCCCGGUGGGCCUGUACCCCUCCUGGCUAUGUAUUUUUAUGUGGGCCACAAAAAAAUAAACUGCCCUUUGAUGGAAGUCCUAAGAUAACCUAUUCAACCCCCCCUGUGGCAAACCUCUACACUUGCAUUAAUAACAUCCAACAUACAGGAGAAUGUGCUGUGGGACUUUUGGGACCACGGGGGAUAGGUGUGACCAUCUAUAACACCACCCAACCCAGACAGAAAAGAGCUCUGGGUCUAAUACUGGCAGGGAUGGGAGCGGCCAUAGGAAUGAUCGCCCCAUGGGGAGGGUUCACGUAUCAUGAUGUCACCCUCAGAAAUCUCUCCAGACAAAUAGAAAACAUAGCUAAGAGUACCAGAGACAGCAUCUCUAAACUCAAGGCCUCCAUAGAUUCUCUAGCAAAUGUAGUCAUGGACAACAGAUUGGCCUUAGAUUACCUCUUAGCAGAGCAGGGUGGAGUCUGUGCAGUGAUCAAUAAAUCCUGUUGCGUUUAUGUCAAUAACAGUGGGGCGAUAGAGGAGGAUAUAAAAAAGAUCUAUGAUGAGGCUACGUGGCUCCAUGACUUUGGAAAAGGAGGUGCUUCAGCAAGGGCCAUCUGGGAGGCUGUGAAGUCUGCCCUCCCCUCCCUCAACUGGUUUGUCCCUUUACUGGGACCAGCAACGGUUAUACUCUUACUUUUCCUCUUUGGCCCUUGUUUCUUUAAUUUACUGAUUAAGUGUGUCUCUUCUAGGAUAAAGCAAUUUCACAUGAAGUCCCCCCAAAUGGAGAGAUAUCAGCUAUCUGUCAUUGGAGGCCCCAGCACCUAUAAGCACAUCUCCCCCUUGGAUGCCAGUGGGCGAAGAUUCCGGGAAACUAUGGAGGAAUUUUCUCUCUGAGACAGAGCAAGAGAGGGAGACCCUGAUGACUUCUUCGCCCCAUGUCAGCAGGAAGUAGUUACAGAAGACCCACGACGUCCUUACAACCAGAGCUUUUCAGGGUCUCCAUCUCUUGAGAAGGGAAAUACUAGGGUAGGCAGGUAGGCAGGCAUGAGCAGGCAAGAGAGCCCUUGGGAAAGGAAUCUUUAGAAACGCAGCCCACUGAUAGCUUCCUUGGUGAUGCUGCCCACAGACAGUCAGCAUGUCUCUAAUAACCCAUCCUAGAACAGCCUUUUGCUUUUUUUUUUUUUUUGAGACAAGUUCUUGCUCUGUCUCCCAGG
Pan troglodytes (chimpanzee) is the source of this 2532-nucleotide messenger RNA. It is a transcript of the gene ERVV-2, whose product is annotated as endogenous retrovirus group V member 2, envelope. The record is from RefSeq and is marked reviewed. The transcript is spliced from 2 exons. Lineage: Eukaryota; Metazoa; Chordata; Mammalia; Primates; Hominidae. Bases 605 to 2212 code for a protein of 535 amino acids.